CACCGAGAGGGGCGGGACGCGGCUCAGAGCUGCUCGGUGCUCGGGCGUCUCUGGUGUCUUCCGAGUCUUCGCUGGGUGACCGCGUUUGCUUUAAGAGAGGAGGCGGUGCUCUGCCCGGAGGAGGCGGAGAAAUCCAAUGCCUUCCCCCGGAUCUCCGGCUUCCGUAACCGGGCUGACUGGUUACUAGUGCAGAGCAUCCCAGGCCCCAAUCUUUCCUGGACAGCUGGACCCUCUCCCUGCGAGGUGAGGGCGUCAGGGCUUCUGGGCAAGUUGGGGAAUCUCCUUCUUGCUCCGGCCUCUGCUGCUCAGGCUUUCCCCCAACUAAACCCUGUCGGUGCUUCCCCGGGUCUCUGACUGCAGGGUCGCUAACAGUCAAGUGCUACUAAUUGCCUGGUUCUUCGCUAAGCGCCUUACACGCACAACCUUAUAGAAUGGUCUAGACACCAUCAUGAGCCCAUUUUACAGAUGAGGAGGCCUCGAGGAGAGCACACACAGCAGAGAAGCAGCAGAUUCGGGACUCAAACCCAGACCCCGAAACAUUUGCUUCCUCACUCUUGGGAGAAGAGCCUCUGGCUGAAUGGCAGCUGUAGAUGACUUGCGCUUUGAAGAAUUUGGUGAUGGAGCCACACUGUUAGCAGCAAACCCAGAUGCCACCACGAUAAACAUCGAGGACCCCAGUGUAUCUUUCAAACACCAACCCAGACCCCCCGGGAGCUUGGGGAGAGAAGAGGAUGAGGAGCUGCUGGGGAACAAUGACUCUGACGAGACGGAGCUCCUUGCCGGUCAGAAGAAAAGCUCUCCCUUCUGGACAUUUGAAUACUAUCAGACAUUCUUUGAUGUGGACACUUACCAGGUCUUUGACAGAAUAAAAGGGUCUCUGCUGCCGGUCCCUGGAAAGAACUUUGUGAGGCUGUACGUCCGCAGCAAUCCAGAUCUCUACGGCCCCUUUUGGAUAUGUGCCACGUUGGUCUUUGCCAUAGCAAUUAGUGGGAACCUUUCUAACUUCUUAAUCCAUCUGGGAGAGAAGACAUACCAUUAUGUGCCCGAAUUCCAGAAAGUGUCCAUCGCAGCGACUGUCAUCUAUGCCUAUGCCUGGCUGGUUCCUCUGGCUCUCUGGGGCUUCCUCUUGUGGAGAAACAGCAAAGUGAUGAGCAUCGUUUCCUAUUCGUUUCUGGAGAUCGUGUGUGUCUACGGCUACUCGCUCUUCAUCUAUAUCCCCACAGCAGUACUGUGGAUCAUUCCCCAGAGAGUUGUUCGUUGGGUCCUUGUCAUGAUUGCCCUGAGCAUCUCAGGGUCUGUGUUGGCAAUGACAUUUUGGCCAGCUGUUCGUGAGGAUAACCGGCGUGUCGCGUUGGCCACCAUUGUGACAAUCUUGUUGCUUCAUGUGCUGCUCUCUGUGGGCUGUUUGGCUUAUUUCUUUGACCCUCCAGAGAUGGACCAUCUCCCAGCAGCUAUAACCACUCCCAACCAGACAGUAGCAGCGGCCAAAUCCAGCUGAUGGGGAAAGCAGGUGGUGAAAGCAUUUCAUCUUGCGUGCUCUCUAACCUUUGGGGAGGUGUGGCUCUUCUGGACACAGCAUCAACUACUGGAAAACAGAAUGGCCAGCAUCAGCAGGAAACUGAUUGUCUUCACACUGAAGCCUCAUCAUCCAUUAACAAGAAUUAAGAGUUGGUCUGGGGUGUCAGGCACCUGGUAGAACACUUGCCUCGCAUGUGUGGGGCCCUGAGAGCCCAGUCCUGAAAGUAAAGUGCAGUGAGGGUGCUUAGCGUGUAUGUUCGUUCUUUCUUCCUGCAUACUGACCAUUACUGUGACUAAAACCGACUGGGGAGGAAAGGUGAGGGUGGGGCAGGCAAGGGGAGGGCUUAGGUGAGGGUCGCUGAAUCUAGGAGUUGGAGGCCAGUCCGGGCAGCAUCAGUCUGAGCAGCAUGGUAAGACCUGGAUGCCCAGUUCAUCUGCUAACCCCAUAACAAUGUAUACACAGGACACACUUCAUACCUGGGGAAACCCUCACAGAAAUAAACACUUAGACAUAAUCUUAUAAGA
This is a messenger RNA of Arvicanthis niloticus (Nile rat), 2043 nucleotides long. RefSeq names its product Yip1 domain family member 1 (gene Yipf1). Gene Ontology annotation, biological process: vesicle-mediated transport. The record is from RefSeq and is a predicted model, not a curated record. Gene Ontology annotation, molecular function: small GTPase binding. NCBI's taxonomy places the organism in Eukaryota, Metazoa, Chordata, Mammalia, Rodentia, Muridae. Gene Ontology annotation, cellular component: Golgi apparatus; membrane.